AUGGGGCGUACGAUCGAGCAACGUGUUAACAUCAAAUUUUAUGUCAAACUCAAGAAAACGCCUACGAAAACUCUUCAAAUGAUCAAUAAGGUUUAUGGUGAGGAAGCUUUAUCCAGAACUUUAGUCUUCCAGUUUCAUAAGAAUUUCCGAGAGGACUGCGACAACGUCCACGACGAACAACGCGCCGGACGUCCAUCAACCAGUCACACGGACUCAAAUGUGCAAAAAGUGCGUGACGUGUUGAACACUGAUCGUCGUCUGAGCAUCCGAGCAAUCGCAAAAGAGGUCGGGAUCGAUAUGAUGACCGUUCACGACAUUGUCCCAGAACGAUCUGGGCAUGAGAAGGAUCUGUGCAAAGCUGGUGCCAAAACACCUGACGGAUAA
Messenger RNA from Uloborus diversus, 384 nucleotides. Its product is annotated as protein GVQW3-like. The coding region runs from base 1 to 384 and encodes 127 amino acids. NCBI's taxonomy places the organism in Eukaryota, Metazoa, Arthropoda, Arachnida, Araneae, Uloboridae. The transcript has a single exon. The record is from RefSeq and is a predicted model, not a curated record.